Molecule: messenger RNA, 1014 nt
Organism: Cyphellophora europaea CBS 101466
Lineage: Eukaryota; Fungi; Ascomycota; Eurotiomycetes; Chaetothyriales; Cyphellophoraceae
Exons: 3
Coding region: 1-1014 (337 amino acids)
Biological process (GO): polysaccharide catabolic process
Molecular function (GO): cellulase activity
Source: RefSeq, a predicted model, not a curated record
AUGGUUCUCGGAACGAUCCUGUCCGGAUGUCUGUUCAUCCUGCCGGCUGCUGUCACAACCGGCGUACUUGUUGGCUGGGAUGCCGUUCGCUCAGGAAGCAACCAAAAACCUCUUUUCACCGUCCCUCCAGGCGGCGGUGCGGGUGGCGGUCCUGGCAUGAAUCCUGGCAACAACCGAGGCGACAAGAUCGAAACCGACAUCUAUUGCGACAAAACAGUGGGCAUCUAUCCUUACGUUUCUAAGGAUCAUCAGCAAUACACACUCAAUCCCAAUCAGUGGGGUUGGGAUGAAGGUGAUCCGGGUGCGCUUUGUAUGAGCGUCACCACCUACCAGAACGGCAGCUAUCCAUCGAAGACCAUUGCGCCAAAAUGGUCCGUAACCUGGCAGUAUCCUCAAGGUCCCCCGACGCAGCCUGUGCACGCUUUCCCUAACAUCAAGCUCAAUGCCGACGACGAGACCGAGAUUCCUCUGAAGAUCAGCGACGUCGGCCAAAUCGCUGUCGAUGUUGAGUGGUACUACGGCACCGGCAACGGCGACCCUACCACCGUGGACAUUGCCGCGCUAACCAACGUCAACGCUGCAACCAACGUUGCAAUCGAUAUGUUCUUGGACACCAACGAGAAAUCCUCCACUGAUCCCGAGAAGGCCGAGUUCGAAGUCAUGGUCUGGCUCGCAGCCUUCGGUAGCGCCACAGAGCCCAUUGGUCUCGCGGAAGGCUCCAAAGCUAGCGAGGUCAUCAACGGUGUCACUUUCAACCUGUACUACGGCAAGAACGGUCUUGGUCAAACAGUCUUGACUUGGAUGGUUCCAGCCGGUACUAUUGCAAACAAUUUCAACGGUGACUUGUCGCCUCUCGUCAAGUACGAUUUCAGCACCCUGACACUGCCUGCCGAUAUCCCGUAUCCUAAACCCAACGCAUGGCUUGGCUACAUCGGCCUGGGUUCGGAAGCUCUGUCUGCCACGCAGAAUGUCACUCUAUCGGUACCUAAGUUGAGCAUGGAAAUCACCGCCUAG